This is a messenger RNA of Neospora caninum, 342 nucleotides long. Its product is annotated as Ribosomal protein S26E, related. Lineage: Eukaryota; Apicomplexa; Conoidasida; Eucoccidiorida; Sarcocystidae. Gene Ontology annotation, biological process: translation. Gene Ontology annotation, cellular component: ribosome; cytosolic small ribosomal subunit. Bases 1 to 342 code for a protein of 113 amino acids. Gene Ontology annotation, molecular function: structural constituent of ribosome; mRNA binding. The transcript has 2 exons. The record is from RefSeq and is a predicted model, not a curated record.
AUGCCGACGAAGCGCCGCAACGGCGGUCGCGCCAAGCACGGCCGCGGCCACUCUGCCGUUGUUCGCUGCAGCAACUGCGGUCGUGCCUGCCCGAAGGACAAGGCAAUCAAGAGAUUCAACGUUCGUAACAUCGUCGACGCGUCCUCUCAGAGAGAUCUUCGUGAAGCGUCUGUUUACAACACGUACACCCUCCCCAAGCUCUACAUCAAGCAGUGCUACUGCGUGUCCUGCGCCAUCCACUCGCGCGUUGUUCGCGUGCGCUCUGUGGAGCAGAGAAAGGUUCGCGAAAACCCCCAGCGCCGGCCUCAGGGCCAACAGGGCGGACAGGGUGGCAACAACUAA